Tribolium castaneum (red flour beetle) is the source of this 647-nucleotide messenger RNA. Its product is annotated as MD2-like 1. Gene Ontology annotation, molecular function: sterol binding. Bases 96 to 530 code for a protein of 144 amino acids. NCBI's taxonomy places the organism in Eukaryota, Metazoa, Arthropoda, Insecta, Coleoptera, Tenebrionidae. Gene Ontology annotation, biological process: intracellular cholesterol transport. The transcript has 4 exons. The record is from RefSeq and is a predicted model, not a curated record.
AUUAGAUAAUGACAUUGUAUAUCCGCACAGUCGCUCACUAAGAGUCGCCAGUGCACAUACUCAUUCUGUAGUGUCUAGAUCACAUUUUUACCAACAUGUUGUACAAAGUUGCUAUUUUAUUGCUCUUCGUGGCUUGCGCCUACGGGUAUGAAGACUGCGGUUCAAAGGACGGAUCUGUUGUAUCAGUUACGAUAGCUAACUGCGAUAACGACAAGAAAUGUGUGCUCAAGAGAAACACAAACGUCUCUAUCGAAAUAGCAUUCACCACAAAUGCCGACUCGGACACCCUCACAGCCGUUGUCCAUGGGGUGGUCCUGGGGGUGCCUCUCCCAUUUAAUCUGCCAAACCCAGACGGGUGCAAGGACUCGGGGGUGAGCUGUCCCCUCAGGGCGGGGCAAUCGUACACUUACAAAACCUCCCUGCCUGUUCUUUCGAGCUAUCCUAAGGUCACAGUCGACGUUCAAUGGGAACUCAAAGAUAAAGAAGGAAAUGACGUGGUCUGCAUUCUUAUCCCCUCACAAAUUAAAUAAAUAGGUUCUGUUUUUAAUUUUUAUACCGAAGUACUUGUCAAAUGAAUCAAGGAACAAUAGUUAAGUUGUGAUAUUGAGUUUGUAGAAUGCCGCUCAGCAAUAAAUCGAACAAAAUUA